Molecule: messenger RNA, 2097 nt
Organism: Aureobasidium melanogenum CBS 110374
Lineage: Eukaryota; Fungi; Ascomycota; Dothideomycetes; Dothideales; Saccotheciaceae
Product: peroxin-8 Pex8-penicillium chrysogenum
Exons: 3
Coding region: 1-2097 (698 amino acids)
Source: RefSeq, a predicted model, not a curated record
AUGUCGACCGACAGAUUGUUAGCCACUCUGCUUAGAUAUCUGCAAUCAGCCCCACAUCAACAAGACACCCGCCGAUUAAUUGGGACAGCAGCCUCUCUACUGACAUCGCUGAACAAUCCCCUGAAUAUCACCUUGCUCACCAGUCAACUAUUGUCUGCACCAGCCUUAUGGCCUUAUCCAAAUGCUUUGACGUCUUCGUUGACCUUUAUGACUUUGUUCCAUUCGGCUACUAUCAAAUGCCAUGAGCGUGACAUCGCACAUGAUGACAAUCAACAAUCUCAGGCGUCGCUACGUCCUCAUGUCGAGUCUCAUCUUCCAUUACAUGACUGGAUCCAAGCAGUCCUCAAGGGCGCCGACCAACACUCCCCUCCCGACCAUCACCUGCUCGCUAUUGCUGGGUUGAUUGUUGGUCUGGCCACUCGCGACCAUGAACUCAUGUCAACCAACGUUGCCUACACUUUGCGAUCCGCUUUUGUCAAGGCUGUCAACCUGGCUCUAUCAGAAACUUCUGCUGCCGACGACUUUGCCCACGGAAACAUCUGUUUGGCUCUAAAUCAUGCCUUUAUUCACCUGUCUGACAUAGAUCGCUCUACCGUCGACUAUGACCGUCUUUUGCCGGUGCUAAUGACUUCUACCUUCCACUCGCCACAUGGAUUGCGCUCAGGCUAUUUUCUAGGCGCAGCAGACGCUGACCUGAAGCAAAUAUCAGAUCAUCAAUUCAACUGGCCUUCUGACUCACCCUCAUAUCAACAGAUCGAGUCUAUCCUCAAGAGUCCGCUGAUCUCAUCUCUUGGUCCCUUGUCAAGGCUAAUAGCUCAUACCAUUGAUCACGUAAAGGAUGCCUGGCUUGUACAAUCUGCUGUCGAGGACUUGUCCGACUUCUCCAAACGAUUGGGUACACAAUGGAGACAGAACAAGCUGUCAGAGAUCGAUGCUUCGGAAGAGACCAUCUUCCUGCAUGAACAGGCUCAGAAGAAGACUGUCCCGACCUUAUGGAAGCUCCUCCGCUCGACUUUGUUCGCCAUCGUCAUCAUCCUUCGUAGCGCAAGCGGUCGCGUAGUAGGAAAUGCAGCUUUAGCGGCUCAUGGCAAUGCACCUCAUGUAGCACAAGCUAUUCUCCACUCCCUCCGCAAUCUCUCAUUCGUCUUUAGUCGUAUGGGGAACGUGUCAUUCUCACAGUAUACCUUUACCUACCUUACCUCCAUCGAUAUUCUAGCGAACUAUCCAGAUCACUCGGCUACUUUCCUCGAAUCUAUAACUCCCUCUGAGCUCGGACAUAUUCCUCAUCACCCAUUCGAACGCGAUCUAGACCUCUUUUUCCUCAAUACGGCUGAACACUUCGCUCUCGUCUUGUCUUCCCGCCUGAAUGAGGACCUUCUGCUCGCUGCGGCAUCACCCUAUCUCAUCACAGCCGGAAACCCUAAGCUCCUUCCGAUCUUCGAAGCCGCUCACAGUGUCACUUUGUCAGUCUUCUCUGCGCCUCAGAAUGUCGAUCUUACCACAAGACACCUUCCUUUCUACGUUGACGCCUUGUUCCAAGUCUUCCCCCACAACCUCUCCGCCCGCCAGUUUAGGCUGGCCUUCAAGAACCUGAUCAGGGUUGUGUCCCCGCCGAGUCGCAUCGCUAUUGCCCAGCCCAUGCUUGCUGCCACACUCCUCGAUCUUGUACACGAACGUGCAAUACAUGCUCCUGACGUCCCUCUACCACCGAGCCAUGUUCCAAUCUCAACCGCUCCAGAAUUGGAAAGUGCUUCCAAGUCCGCUGUACCCGAUUUAUCAGAAAAAGCAGUAUUGAUACUCACCCUUAUCGACGCAUUCCCCUGCCUAUCCCUGGCUCUGCUGGAAGAGUGGCUGCCGCUGACGGCGACAGCCACGCAGAUGGUUACUGACUCGGCCAUGCGCGAAUUCUGCAAGAAGCAUUUCUGGGAGGUUCUGGUUGGUGGUGAGAUGGAUCCAGAGCGCAGUCAGAUAUGCGUGCGUUGGUGGACUUCGAGAGGAGGGAGAGAGUCGCUGCUUUAUGGCGACGGAUCAUCUGACGAUGGGUAUUUUAUGAGUGGAGGAUUGGGAGAGCAAGAGAAAGUUAUGGCCAAACUAUAG